AUGUCUGCCACGUCGUCUGUAUUCAACUUUCGCUACGAGAAUGGCAGGCGGUACCAUGCUUACGCAGAGGGCAUGUACCCAGUACCAAAUGACGAGACCGAGGCAGAUAGACUCGAUCUCCAACACCACGCCUUUCGCCUUACACUCGACGGAAAACUAUAUCGAGCACCAAUUCCACAAGAUGUUCAAAGCGUUCUGGAUGUAGGAUGUGGGACUGGCAUAUGGGCUAUUGAAUUCGCAGACGAGCACCCAUCUGCGCGUGUCCUGGGCACAGAUCUCAGUCCCAUCCAACCCGAACAGGUCCCACCAAAUUGUGAAUUCCUAAUUGACGAUUGCGAAAAAGAAUGGAUCUUCCACGAGAAAUUUGACUACAUCCACUCGCGCGCCUUGGUAGCAGCGAUCAAGAACUGGCCUCGUUUUUUCGAACAAGCCUAUGCUAAUCUCAAACCUGGGGGCUACCUAGAGUGUCAAGACAUUGCCUUUCCGAUUAGCUGCAUGGAUCCCAAUGUCACUGCUGAGAACUCGCCACUAAUCCGCUGGUCUGAGUAUUUCCUCGAGGCUGCACAGAAGAUUGGUCUUGAUGGUACGGGCCCUCGUCAUUUCACACCCCAACUACGUGACGCAGGGUUCACGGACAUCAACGUUAAGAUGUACAAAUGGCCAGUGGGCAAAUGGGCAAAAGGCGCGAGAUUCAAGUUGUUGGGCCGCUUCGUAUAUGAAGAUCUAAUGGACUGGCUGCCCAGCAGUUCACUCGGUCUCUUCACACGCGUACUCAAGUGGUCCAGAGAAGAAGUCGAAGUCUUCCUAGCCGACUGCAGACAGGAAGCAAAAAGAAAAGACCGACACUACUACGCUGAUGUGUAA
Molecule: messenger RNA, 864 nt
Organism: Bipolaris oryzae ATCC 44560
Lineage: Eukaryota; Fungi; Ascomycota; Dothideomycetes; Pleosporales; Pleosporaceae
Exons: 2
Coding region: 1-864 (287 amino acids)
Molecular function (GO): methyltransferase activity
Source: RefSeq, a predicted model, not a curated record